Molecule: messenger RNA, 968 nt
Organism: Schizophyllum commune H4-8
Lineage: Eukaryota; Fungi; Basidiomycota; Agaricomycetes; Agaricales; Schizophyllaceae
Exons: 2
Coding region: 250-747 (165 amino acids)
Source: RefSeq, a predicted model, not a curated record
GUUGGAUUGACCUGCGCGGGCUGCAACUACCUGAUUAGCUGUGUACCGGCGAGUUCGACUUGUAUCGCCAGUUCCCCAGCACGGGCGAAGAGCAACUUUACCGAUACUUGGAAAACCUUUGUGACUAUUUCUACGACGACCUUCGAUCGCGCAUCCUCCACGGACCUUGUCUCUCACGGCCCUGUGCGACGUCUGCACUCCUGCAAGCACUCUUGGUUCUUGACGUAUCCGUGACCGACAAUAACGAAGAUGAUCGGAGUGACGCCGCCGCCGCCGCCGCCGACGACGACGACGAUGACGACGCAGAUCAUGUCCUCGACUUCGAUCAGCCACGCCAAGAGCCACGCUGUGGACGACAGCUACCGGGUGCCGGGCAAUCACCUUGAGGGGUUCAUCAAGAUUGGCCACGUCUCGCCCCAGCGGGUGGUGUUCUUUGACUCGCUACGUAGUCGUCGAGAGCCAGUACGUCGGCCUAACAUCCAGCACAGGCUCACGACUUCGAUGAAGAUUCAAGACAUUCGCCGGUCGGUGGAUGACAGCGCUGCGCCUCUUGUUCACCAUGAAGAAGCGAGCGUCUCCUCGGGCAUGGUCUCCUUCGUCGCUAGUCCCAUCGAGCGCUUUCGUAUCCCCAUAUCCGAGCGCGUGCUCUCGCGCAUUCUACGCGGAAACCUCUACACAAACCACGUCGGCAAUGUUGAGCCCGCCGCUGGCGAGGAGACGCGCAAGAACAUCUUCUUUCUAUCUUAGCUCAGGGUGAGGUACUCGUGAAGAUCCGCAAGAUCCCACCAUGCGCAGGAAACUCUACCCUGUCGCCAACAACGCACUUCGCGAGGUCCCUCAAGGACCUGCAGACUUCGGCAUGUCCUGCUGAAGGAGGUCAUUUACAACCUUUUCCUGUCGACCCAGGGGAGUUUACACGGGGGCUAUGCGGAAGGGAGGCCCAUCGGUGUUGAGGGAUAUGUUUAAGA